AAUGCGUGAGGUGACCUCAUCUUUCAAAGUAUUUGCAGGGAAGUGAACAUCAUGCCUGAAGACUGAGGCACAUCUUUGAGGCAGAGUUUGAAAUAGAUACUUCUCAAGCCAAACCUGGUCGGAGAGGCACCAUGGCCUGUGCCGACAUUGACAUGGACAUCCAUGAAGCUGACGUGGCGACACGCAGAGCAGAGCUGAGAGAGCCACCAUUAGUGCGACAUUACCAGGCUACAGAGCUCGUGCCAGACAACAAAGGGCCGCUGCAUGACCUGCUGCAGAAACAACCUGCUGUAUUGGGGUCUCUGCAGAUAGUGAGCGGUCUCCUCAGUGUUGGAGUGGGAAUUCUUUUUGCAGCAACUCAGGAGAUGAAACAGUCCCUUUUCACUCUGUUCAGAGUUUCCCACCUGACUGGAGCACUCUUCAUCAUUGCUGGAGUUGUUUCCAACCUGUUGUUCAAAUAUCCAGUAUUACUACCUGUGUCCCUAGUGGUUAACUGUGGCUGUAUUAUUGUAGCUGUAGUUUCAGCGUGUCUGAUAAGUGUUGACCUGGCUCACUGGAGUGAAAAUAAUGAAAAUGAUCAGCAUUUGAGGAUGGAGGUGCUGGAACUUCUUGUAUUGGGGCUCGAGGUUUUUCUCUCUAUGAUCCUCUGCUUCUGGUUCGCUAAAGAGAAACGUGCCAAAUCCCCAUGAUCAAGCUGAUGAAAUCAUUUGAGAAGAAAUACAUUAAAAAUAACUUUCUAUAUAGAGGAGCAGUGGGCUGUAUAUUAGUGCUUAAGAGAAGUUAGGUGACUGUAUUAGUGGACCUUUUGUUUUUUUUUGUAUAUCAAGUGUGGCUUUCUGUUCUGUCUCAAUUGCCUAUCGGAGCUGAAAACCCCUGCUGAACAGCCCCGGCCGUGGUCUGCGUCUGAUGUUUGACUUGGACUGAGAACCCAAGAAUUGUGGUAAAUAAAUGUCAGCUUCCCUCAUGUGAAAGAAAAACCACUCUACAUCCUUCUCAACCUCUGCGUCUCUUUGUGUAACGGUAGUAGUGGCCUCAUAGUGCCGCUCUGUCAGUCUAUCUGCAAGGGUCUCUCGGUGUGUGGUUUGACACUCGUGCUUUGGUAUCAGUGGAAAUAUCUGCAACGUUUUCAGCUGCUCACACUUCCAGCUGGUUUCACAUACAGAAAACUUUACUGAGCUAUGAAGGAUUUGUAUGUUAUUGGCGUUAGCCACUGGUGAAAAUACUUAAUUUCAUUUCAAACUUUACUGUGACAAAGAAACGAAUACAACAACACGUUUUAAACAUUUUAAUCAUCUGUACAAACUUGUCAUAACAGAUGACAAAAGAAAAAAUAAACGACAUAUGACAGUACAAGUUGUCUGGAUUGAUCUUCUUGCUAUUUUUUUUGUUUGUUUUGUAAAAUACAUAUAAAAAAAACUCAUCUACAAUAUAAACAGAUUCAUACCUAGUUCAUUAAAACAAAUGUACAGACCACUGACGUACCAUCAUGGCAGUGUGUAUUAUGUGUUAAUUUUCAAUUUACAGUAUUGUAAUGAAAUGUCUAGUUGAGCUUCAUCCAUUUAAGUCUUAGUGCUGCAAAGAUGGACUCCUCUUAUUUUCAUUUCCUUGUCCUGAUAUACAAGCUGCUGUCGCAACAAGUAGCAUUCAGCUUGAGGACUUCACAGCUACGAAGAAAGAAGGAAAACACAAGAAAGGGGAUUUAGAAAAAGAUCUUUUCUACACAUUAUGCACUCAAAUUAUUUUACUUGAGUCAGCAUGCAAUAUAAAGUAUGCCAGUCAAGUAAAGGGGGCCAUUUAAACACAUUUAAGGUGUAAAAUGGCAUUAUACAACACAUUUUAAAGAUAGAUAGAUUUUGUCAAACCAAUCAUUUGGUUACCCUAAAGUUGUAAAACUUCCAGUAAUGACUGGGCAUCAGCGUUGCUUACAAGAUCAAGGGGGCGAUCAAAUUAGGUAUGGAAGAUGGUUUUUUUUACGUCCUUAAACCAGUGGUUUUCAAACUUAUUUUCAGGUGUUUUUAUUUUAAAUGUUUUACAAAGAAAAGGGGAAUACAACAUGUAUUUUCAGUGCUGAAGCAAUUUUAUUGUCAAAAUAUGUACAUAUAUAAAGUCUGUCAUAUUUAUUUAAAAUGUUUAAGUCCAUAACAAUGCUAGAACUUUAGCGUUGCUAGAUAAAAUGUUUACAACUGACUGGAGCCUCAGGAAUGAACAAAGAAUGCUUCUUAAAAAGUAAGACCGAAGAUUUAAGAGAAGCAUAUUUAAAUGCAUUAAAAGU
Messenger RNA from Sander lucioperca (pikeperch), 2272 nucleotides. RefSeq lists its product as uncharacterized. The transcript has 6 exons. The record is from RefSeq and is a predicted model, not a curated record. Lineage: Eukaryota; Metazoa; Chordata; Actinopteri; Perciformes; Percidae. The coding region runs from base 132 to 689 and encodes 185 amino acids.